UUCUGCAAGUGGUUCACAUACUUUUUCUUGCCACUGUAUGAGCCUAACACCAUGUCUUCAUCUGAUGCAAACAGCAUGUCACAUCCCAUCAAAAGCAAAUAGAACUUCUUUUUCACAAAACAUUUGGAGUGUUUCACAAAUGCAAAAACAUAUUUUAAGAAUCUGAUGAAGAAUCUGAUGCUGAAAAACUGACAGAAUUAGAAGAUAUAAAAAUGAAGCUGUAUGUUUCCAAAGCAUGAGAAGCGUCCCGUUAGCUCAACUAAAGGGCAUUACACUAGAGACAAGUUCACAGGUUCAGUGACAAUGUCUGUUUCCAGUAAACAGAUAAAAAUAUAUACAUUGAAUUCACUGUUGUUACAAUACAGAAGGGUCGGAGACAGAAGAUGGCAGAGAUGGUGACUUUAUUGAACAACAGCAGAGUAAACAGUAGUGCAGGUGAGUAUAAGGUGUAACUUGCAGGUGAAUGGUGAGAUGAGAGAUGAUGAUACUGUCCUUUUGUGUUGAUUAGGUAAAGAUCCUGGAAGACGGUGGUGAAUGAGCUUGGCUGAAGACUGGAGACACUCACACACAGACUGGGAACACGAGGAAAUACUUGAAAGCGCUGGAGACAGGUAAGUAGGUAGUUGGGAGUCCUUGAGGUAAGCAUGUAGGUAUGUCUAGAUGCGAACGAGACCGGACAGUGACUGAUUGUGUGUGAGUGUCUUUUAUGGUGGAGGUGAUGAGUGCGCUGAUGAGGUGCAGGUGCUUGUGAUCAGUAUUCCAGAGUUGGAGUGCGCUGUGAUUGGUGGGUGAUGGAGCCUGGCGUGUCUGUGACAACUGUAAGUCACUUUGGAUAAAAGCAUGAUUUUCCCUAUGAAUUAAUUAAUGUAAAUGUAAAAGAAUCUGUGAGAAGCAACAUGUAAAAAGACUUUUAAAAAUACAAUUGUAAUCAUUGUAUCAUCAUAUAGUCAAGCAACAUACAGCCACAUUCAAGAACUGAAGAAAGAGAGAGAGAACCAGAGAUGGAACUGGAUAAAACCCUGAUGGAACCAGAUGGAGAGAGAGACCUGGAGAGAAAAGAAAAAGAACUGAAGAGAAGAGAGAUAGAAAUGGAUGAAAGACUGAUGGACCUGGAUAGACCAUCCAUGUGCUGCUUAAUAAGAGAGAGGAAAAUAGCAAUGAAACCAGAUAUUAGAGAUAUAGAACUGGAGAGAAGUCUGAUGGACCUGUAUAUGGAACUAUAUAGAAGAGAGAUGGAACUGGAGAGAAGAGAGAUGGAACCAGAUAUUAGAGAUACAGAACUGGAGAAAAAAGUGAUGGAACCAAAUAUAAGAGUGAUGGAACCAAAUGUUAGAGAGAAAGAACUGGAGAGAAGAGAAAAAGAACCGGAUAUUACAGAUACAGAACUGGUGAGAAGAGAGAUGGAGCCAAAUAUUAGAGAGAAAGAACUGGAGAGAAGAGAGAAAGAACCAGAUAUUAGAGAGAUAGAUCUGGAGAAAAGAGUGAUGGAACCAGAUAUUACAGAGAUAAAACAGGAGAGAAGAGACAGAAUACUGGAGAUAAGAGAGAGAGAACUGGAGAGGAGAGAGAAAAAACUGGAUAGAAGAGAGAGAGAACUGGAUAGAAAAGAGAGAGAACUGGAUAGAAGAGAGAAAGAACUGGAUAGAAGAGAGAGUGAACUGGAUAAAAGACUAAUGGACCGGGAUAUAAUACCAUGGUGCCGGAAUAUAGAAGAUGGAGAGAAAGAACUGGAUAGAAGAGAGAGUGAACUGGAUAGAAGGGCUGGAGGACUGAAACCUGUGCGAAGUAGCAGCAAUGAAUUACUGCAUCCUAACUUCCUUCAGUUCAUUCAGUGCCCGCAACAGAGCCAGAGCCAGCAGCCUCGUCUGUCCCGGAGGAAGAGUCUGAGCUCCCGGCUGACCAGGUGUGUGAGCUGGCCAUUACAUUUGGCCAGUGGGUAUAUUAGUGGAAUUGAAAGAAGAGGACUGGUUUAUAGGCUGGGGACGGAGGUAGUGCUUCCCACCCUGAUCCCCACCCACAAACCUCUUCUGCCUAUGGAAGUCCUACAGAGCACAGAGUGUUUUUCAUUGCCAUUGGUCCCUUCCAGCACAGUCUGUUCUUCAUGGCCACUGGCGAUGAAUGAUAAUAAUGACAAAAAAAAUCUUUUCAUUGUUAAUUUCAGCUUAAUUAUUUGCAUGAUGAUGAAUUACUGGUAAUAGGGUUACUGAAAAACUGGUUAGCUAGGGUUAGCACUUAGCAGCAGUAUGUAUUAUGUAGUGUUAGCAUGUAUUAAUGCAGGCUGAAAUGGAAUAGGUGGUACCAAAUGAUGUGCACAUCACCAGCGCCACCGCUUGGCAAGUUUUGGUACUGUGUGUCUUGCUUCCUUCCUGUGGGAAGCCUCCAUCAUAAGAGAGCCAUCAUAAAAGUAAUCCAUACGGCUCCAGGGGGUUAAUAAUGGCCUUCUGAAGUGAUGUGUUUUUGUAAGAAAAAUAUCCAUAUUUAUAACUUUAUAAAUUAUAUUCUAUAGCUUCCGGUAAUAGCUGUAUGUGAGUCAGUUCUGGAGAAAGAGUCUGGGAUAAUUUUCAUAUUUGGGUUAACUCUUUAGUUUACCCAAUAAUGAAAAUUCUGUCAUUAAUUACUCACCCUCAUGUCGUUCCACACCUGUAAGACCUUUCUUUCGUCUUCAGAAAAUAAAUUAAGAUAUUUUGAUAAAAUUCGAGAGCUCUCUGACCCCUCCAUAGACAGCAAUUUAAUUACCACUUUCAAGACCCAGAAAGUCAGUUAAAACAUCGUUAAAAUAGUCCAUGUGACUUCAGUGGUUCGAUCUUAAUUUUAUGAAGUGACGAGAAUACUUUUUGUAUGCAAAAACACAACAAAAAUAAUGACUUUAUUCAACAAUUUCUUCUCUCCCCUGUCAGUCUCCUACACUUUGCGUUUUACAUACAGUGCAGCACUUCCAGAUUCUACAUCAGAACAAUGACUCAGUAUUUAAAAAAAUAAGCCCUUUAAUGUUGUAAAAAAAAUAAACAAUUUAUGUUCUGUUAGGCCCUGUUUCCACCUGGUAUCAAGAGUUUUGGUCAGUCAAAUCACAAGUGGACGACGCUAAAUACAGGUGUAAACGAGGUCUAAAACGUUUUGUGCUUGUCCACUUUCGACCACUUCCAGAGGUAGUCGAAAACGCAUUAGACCGGAUUGCUUUUGUAGUGUAAAUGCUCAUGUGGUCAAAUGUGGUCAAACAGCCACACGCUGUCACAUAUAGUUUUGGUUUUGUGUUCAUGGUUUAUUUUGUUCAUGCUUCAUGUUUCAUUGCUUUGUUUGUUUCCUUGUUUGCCAUGUUGUCAUGUGAUUCCCAGCUCCUCAUGAGAUCAUGUCAUGUGCUUCCCUUGUCUCAUGUGUUAUGUUCUCAUUGGUUGAAUUAGUCAUGUGGUUAUCAGUUCUGUUCUGUAAAUGGUUCAUUGUCUUGAUUGUUCACAGGUGUUCCUUGUUUGUCAUUAGUCUCUUUGUAUAAAUAGCCCUCAUGUUUCAUUGUUCUCUGUUCUAGCUUUGUUCCCUGUAAUCCACUGUUUGUGAGUGUGUUUCUGUUCAAGUUUUUUUUAAGUAAAGCCACGUCUUUGUUUUGUAUUUAGUUCAUGUUUCUGUUUAAUAAAUACUGCACAUGGGUUCUCAA
Molecule: messenger RNA, 3646 nt
Organism: Ctenopharyngodon idella (grass carp)
Lineage: Eukaryota; Metazoa; Chordata; Actinopteri; Cypriniformes; Xenocyprididae
Product: trichohyalin-like
Exons: 3
Coding region: 1002-2195 (397 amino acids)
Source: RefSeq, a predicted model, not a curated record